Messenger RNA from Somion occarium, 1603 nucleotides. The record is from the annotation of a GenBank genome assembly. Lineage: Eukaryota; Fungi; Basidiomycota; Agaricomycetes; Polyporales; Cerrenaceae.
AAACGAUCGCCUUCGCAACUCGCUUUGUGAAAUCCUAUUAUUUGUUUCCAACUUUGGGAUCAUCUUGUAUAGCUCGCCGCUAGCAAGAAUUUACGAGAGAAUCGGAGCGUUGAGUUCGAUGGCGUUUCAAACAGGUUCCUCGGUCUUUGGUACAAAGCCAGCUACAGGCUCUAUCUUUGGGCAGAGUAGUACUACCGCUCCCCAGCAGGGGUCACUGUUUGGCAGUACGCAACAGAACACUAACACCAGUGCCUUUGGCACCCAAUCACAGUCACAACCUGCACAGGGCACAUCAUUAUUCGGGAGUACGUUUGGGCAACCCGCUCAGCAGCAGCAGCAACAGCAACAACAGCCGGCACAAGGUAGCUCGUUGUUCGGUGGAUUCGGCCAAAAACCAACCCAGCCUGCCACGGGCGGUAUAUUUGGACAAUCGGGAUCUCAGCCACAAGCUCAGCAGCAACAAGGCGCGUUUGGUUCUUCGCUGUUUGGAGGAUCUGCAGGACAACCCAGUGCACAACAACAACAGCAACCGCAGCAGCAGCAGCAGCAGUCUAACCUUUUUGGUAACCUGGGGGCGAGUACCGGUCCUCAACAACAGUCGACUUUCGGCGGUUUUGGGACUCAAUCGACACUUGGAGGAGGUUUUGGCGCAGGUGGGUCAACGCUAUUUGGCACCAGACAAGCGUCUCAACAACCAUCCCUGUCAAUGACUCAAACAGCCAGCGGCGCACCACCUUUUACGAAAUCAACGAAAUUCAAUGAUCUUCCUGACGACGUCAAGAGAGUCUUCGAGCAGAUUGAUGCACAUAUUCAGGGUCGGAUACAAAUCAGCAAUGACCUAAAGCAGCGGAAACUGGGCGAUGAGGCGACGAAAGGUCAAGAACUGAUAUACAGCGUCCAUCAGGACCUGCUGAAUACGAUAACCGUCAUCCAUUCUGACGUGCAUCUGACACGAGACCUUAAGUCCAAAGUGGAUCAGACUGUGCAAGAUACCAUCAUUGCGACACGAAUAAUAGAUGGCUUCCGAAACCCUCAACAGCAUGGACAGCAUCUGAGAAACCACUCGGAAUUCCCGUUAGAGUUUUUCAACCGUGUGACGGAGGAGAUGAAGGAACGUUUGCGCUGGUGUAGAAUCACAAUAGAGGCGAUCGAACGCAAGCUUUCGUCGGCUAUCUCGCAGACUCAAUAUACGCCACAAGUAAUUUCAUCGACCCUGGAAGCACAGUACAAAACGUUCAUUGCUCUGGCGAGCAAGACGGCGGUCUUGGAUGCCGAGUUGCAGAAGAUCAAAUCCGUCUAUACACAAAUGUGGCGUGCUAAGACAGGUAGUAUGCGCGAUCCGUUCAACGAGCUGGACCGCAGGACUGGAGGAGAAUUUGGUUUGGAAAGUUUAAGUGGGAAAUGAGUACACGACGAACACAAAACUUUGCUGUCAGAGGUGGCCCUUGAUUCCGUUCAGUCACUUUCAGUUCGCGAUAUUCACGCUGCCACAUCGUGGCGCACAGCCUUGCUUGGAGACGCGUCGGUGACACAGGCGCACACUGGAACCUAUCCAUAGGAUCAUUUCGACCUUUCCAAGCUCGAAUAAAUAAACUCUUCAAGA